CCCCUCCUCUGCCCCUCCCGGCCCCUCCGCCGCCCGCUCCGGCCUCCGCCCGCCCGCUCCGCGACGCCCCGCGGCCAGGGGCGGGCGGCGGCGGCGCCUCGUCCCCAUCCCGCAGCCGAGGAGGCGGCGGCGCUGACGCAGCAGCGGCGCGGAGCCCGGGACUCGCGGCGCUCCCGCCGCUGGAUUUCUCCCCCCGGGGCCUGCGGCAGCUUCCCGGAUUGGACAUUGAUCCUAUGACGCAUGCCCGGAAGAAACAGCUUUUCCUUCUGAAACACCCAGCUGGUUGUGCUGGCCAGGCCUCGGGCGGCAGGAGGAUGGACAGGGCCGGCACGGAGCGCGGGGAGCAGCGGGACGGAGACGCCUCCGAGGCUCCCAGCGGUCCCGGGGGCUUCGUGGGGACUCACAAAGGCAAGAGCCCGCGCGAGGUGCGCAAGACGUACCCGCUGCGCCGGCGCCUGCCCCCCUCGGUCAGCAAAAAGACCUGCAAGGUGCUGCUCACCCGGCUGGAGGAUGUGGCCGGGUCUCUGUCCAAGCAGAGCCAGAGCUGUAAAAAAAAGCACCUUCCCAGCUGGAUGGAGGGUUUGUUCUCCGAACAAGCGCAGCCCGUGGGAGCGGGGAAGAGCGAUUCACCUGGGGAGAAGGGCACAGGGACUUACCCAGGGCCGGAGCAGGACCUCGAUGCUGCUCCGUCGGAGCCCAGGAAGCGCCGCCUGGCCUCGCUGAACGCGGAGGCCGUGAACAACCUGCUCUUCGAACGGGACGACGGCUUGUUAUCCGGCAGGCGCUUCCGCAGGGACUCCGGGAAACCCGCUGGGGACUGUGCCCUGAAGGGCUUGCAGUGCAAAGCUGGGGACAACUGGCCUGCCCUGGAGAAACCGGCUGUGAAAACCGGGAAAGGAAAGAACCGACCCGAGCCCGGUCAGAAAUGCAACAGCUGCGAGCAUUCGGUGGACGAGGUCUUUGAUGAUGGGACAAAGAGGGAGGACGGAACCGUCUCCUACCAUCCCACCCCAAAGAGACUGGCCAGCCUCAAUGCCGUGGCCUUCCUCAAGCUGACCCACGAGAAAGACCAGCCCCUGAAGCCGCGGAGUAAAGCGGACGGAGAGGGCAAGUCCGAGAACCACUGUUCAAAAUCCAUGCUCAAAUGGGCCAAAGCCGGGAGGAAGAACUGUGUCAAAUCCAAGAAGGAAGCGACCAGCUUAAAAAUGGACGGGCAGCACGGCUGGCAAGGCCAGGCCCUGGGCACCUUUGGGAAAGGGGAGCAGCGGGACUCCUCCAGGCUCUACGGGACAACAGAGCCCGUCCCCUAUGAGUCACUGUCCAGCUCCUACGCAAGCACCGAGGGCUUCUACCACAGACUGCCUUUGCUUAUGGGAGGACAAGCUUCCAUGAAGCCAGAGUAUGGAAGACCCGGAGAGAAAUCCCCGACCCCCAAACAGGAGUUUCAUCAGCCUUCCUUUCCCGUGCAGCAGUUCCCUCCCUUGCCCGUGCCCGGGAAUCACGCGGAUUGUGGAUGUCUCUACGAAUCCUCGGAUCUGACCCCGUUGAACGGGUUUUACGUUUAUUACGGCCAAAGCGGAUACAGUGGCUACUCCCCCUGCUCCGUUUACCCCAAGGACGAGCUGUCGCAGGCCGCCACCUGCGAGGGGCUCCUGGUGUCUCCCGGGGCGCUGCCGUCGGGCGCGCCCCUGCAGCCCCUGCACUGGUGCAGCUCCCCGUACUGCUGCGGGCAGGGAGCGGCGCUGAGCAGCUUCAGCGUCUGCGGAGUGGUGCACGUGCCCGAGGGCCGCGUCGGCAGCGUGACCGCGGGACGGAGCAGCUUCCCCUACAAAAUGCCUUUUGCAGCAGAAGGCUGCAAGUCUCUGGACCAGCUGAACCUCACAAUCCCGGUGGCAGGACACCCCGCCUCUCCUGCCCACCCGCUCUCAGGAUGUCCCGUUCCCAGCGUGCCACCGGCUGCAGAGCCCGUCCCUCACCUGCAGACCCCCAACUCUGACCCUCAGACCAUGGCCCGAGAAUGUCCACAGAGCUCCAAGCCCCCCAGCGGCUCCAAGUCCGGGCUGCGGAACACGCCGGGCUGCCUGCACGCCUCCAACAGCAAAGCGGCGGGAGCGCAUUCCCACCCCAAGCAGCAGCGGAUCAGCCGGCGCAGGGCGACCAACGGCUGGAUCCCCGUGGGCACGGCCUGUGAGAAGGCCGUCUACGUCGUGAACGAGCCCGAGCCAGCCAUGCGCAAGAGCUACCAGGCCGUGGAGAGGGACGGGGAGAUCAUCCGGGUGCGCGACACCGUGCUCCUCAAAUCCGGGCCCCGCAAGAAAUCCAUGCCCUACGUCGCCAAGAUAUCGGCGCUGUGGGAAGACCCCAAGACAGGGGAGCUGAUGAUGAGCCUCCUGUGGUAUUACAGACCAGAGCACACUCAGGGAGGCCGCAACCCCAGCAUGCACCAGAACGAGAUCUUUGCGUCCCGGCACCAGGACGAGAACAGCGUCGCCUGCAUCGAGGAGAAGUGCUACGUGCUGACCUUCGCAGAGUACUGCAGAUUUUGUGCCUUGGCAAAGCGUCGAGUCGAAGGGAUCCCGGGCAGGAAAACCAUCAUGGUUCCUCCCUCGGAGGAGUAUUCCACCCCUCUGCACCGCAAGGUGCCCGAGGACACGGACCCCGAGCUGGUUUUCCUCUGUCGUCACGUCUACGACUUCAGGCACGGGCGCAUCCUGAAGAACCCCCAGUAG
Molecule: messenger RNA, 2729 nt
Organism: Corapipo altera (White-ruffed manakin)
Lineage: Eukaryota; Metazoa; Chordata; Aves; Passeriformes; Pipridae
Gene: BAHD1
Product: bromo adjacent homology domain containing 1
Exons: 7
Coding region: 234-2729 (831 amino acids)
Molecular function (GO): chromatin binding
Source: RefSeq, a predicted model, not a curated record